Messenger RNA from Fusarium subglutinans, 969 nucleotides. RefSeq lists its product as uncharacterized. The record is from RefSeq and is a predicted model, not a curated record. The transcript has a single exon. Gene Ontology annotation, biological process: fatty acid catabolic process; acyl-CoA metabolic process. Gene Ontology annotation, molecular function: fatty acyl-CoA hydrolase activity. Bases 1 to 969 code for a protein of 322 amino acids. Lineage: Eukaryota; Fungi; Ascomycota; Sordariomycetes; Hypocreales; Nectriaceae. Gene Ontology annotation, cellular component: peroxisomal matrix.
AUGGCUCCAACACUAGCAGAGCAAGUGGCAGUAGACCAAGUCUCCCCUGGAGAAUAUGUCUCCCGUCUUAACCCCAUCAGAAUGGGCAACGCCAUGCCCAUAGCCUACGGCGGCUGCACAGCCAGCAUCGCCGUCAACGCAGCGUGUCAGACAGCACCGCCCUCAAUGUCGCUGUACUCUGUCCUCGGACACUUCCACGGCCCAGCAUCAACAGAUAAGAAGCUGCACUGCAGCGUGACCAACAUUCGAGAUACGCGAUCUUUCGCGUCACGAAGGGUUCAGGUCAAGCAGCAGCAACCUAAUGGGAAAUUCCGCGUUUGCAUGGAAGUCCUCGCGGAUUUUCAGGUUAUUGAACCUUCGAGCUGGGAUUACUCUGAGCCGACGUGCUCCAAGUGGCCGAGGGCGGAAGAUUGUCCCAAUCUGGACGACUUGGUAAAGGGAUUAUUAGAAAAGGGCAGCAUCACUGAGAAGCAAGGACAAGAAUUCACCAAAUCCUUCGCCGCCAACGCAGAUUUCUUCGAGACGCGCUACUGCACCGCCGGCGUAUCAGCCCAGAACCUCUCCGGCGCAUCACGCACCACCAAAACAACACAAGACCACCUCCCCAUCACGGAAAAAGUAUCCGCCGAGUGGCAGCGCGCGCUGCACGAUCUCCCCACGCCCACCGCCAACAUGAGCGCGCUGGCAUUCCUCAUGGACGGCGGUCUCUCAUUUCUCCCGUUGAGCCAUAAUCAUAUGUGGUUUGAUGAUACGGCUGCGUGUUCGACGCUGGACUUUGCGUUGAGGGUCUUUGUGCCGGAGGUUAAGAUGGGGGAGUGGCAUGUUAGAGAGAGGAAGACGAGUAGGGGAGGGGGGAAUAGGACGUAUUCGGAGGGGAAGCUGUGGGAUAGCCAUGGGAAUUUGGUGGCGAGCAAUACGCAGCAGUCUAUUAUGAGGCUAAGGGAGGGCGUUGCUGUGCCUAAGCUGUAG